AUGAGAGUACUAUCGAUACUAUCGAUUGCCAAACCACCGGCGCCGCUUUGCAGCACUGCCCCGCAUUACAGGGCAUUUUCGGCACUUUUGCAACACCGCCAACUAUCGAUAUCACAGCAUUUCCCAAACGGUGUGAACAAAAAUUUGCAGAAGCAGGACCUCAGCAACUUGGACGUGACCAAACUCACCCCUCUUUCGCCAGAGGUCAUCUCCCGCCAGGCCACCAUCAACAUUGGUACCAUCGGUCAUGUAGCCCACGGUAAAUCCACGGUGGUCAAGGCCAUCUCCGGUGUGCAGACUGUGCGUUUCAAGAACGAGCUGGAGCGGAACAUCACAAUCAAGCUGGGUUACGCCAAUGCCAAAAUCUACAAGUGCGACAACCCCAAGUCGCGCCCGGCCAGCUUCGUAUCGGACGCCUCGAGCAAGGACGACAGCUUGCCCUGCACCCGACUCAACUGCUCCGGUAACUUCAGAUUGGUGCGACACGUGAGCUUCGUCGAUUGCCCCGGUCACGACAUUCUUAUGGCUACCAUGUUGAACGGUGCCGCUGUGAUGGACGCCGCCCUGCUGCUCAUUGCUGGCAAUGAAUCCUGUCCACAACCGCAAACCUCUGAGCAUUUGGCUGCCAUUGAGAUCAUGAAGCUAAAACAGAUUCUGAUCUUGCAAAACAAGAUCGAUCUGAUCAAGGAAAGCCAGGCGAAGGAGCAGUACGAAGAGAUCACCAAAUUCGUCCAGGGCACCGUCGCUGAGGGCGCCCCGAUCAUCCCAAUCUCGGCCCAGCUCAAGUACAACAUCGAUGUACUCUGCGAGUACAUUGUAAACAAGAUCCCCGUGCCACCGCGCGACUUCAACGCCCCGCCCCGUCUGAUCGUAAUCCGAUCCUUCGACGUCAACAAGCCAGGUUGCGAAGUGGCAGAUCUAAAGGGCGGCGUGGCCGGCGGCUCCAUCCUGAGCGGCGUGCUGAAGGUGGGCCAGGAGAUCGAGGUGCGACCGGGCGUCGUGACCAAGGACAGCGACGGCAACAUCACCUGCCGUCCCAUCUUCUCGCGCAUCGUCUCGCUGUUCGCCGAGCAGAACGAGCUGCAGUACGCCGUGCCCGGUGGUCUGAUUGGUGUGGGCACCAAGAUCGAUCCGACGCUGUGCCGUGCCGAUCGUCUGGUCGGUCAGGUGCUGGGCGCCGUUGGCCAGCUGCCCGACAUCUAUCAGGAGCUGGAAAUCUCGUACUACCUCCUGCGUCGCCUGCUGGGUGUCCGCACUGAUGGCGACAAGAAGGGUGCGCGCGUAGAGAAGCUGCAGAAGAACGAAAUCCUCUUGGUUAACAUCGGAUCCCUCAGCACCGGCGGUCGCAUCUCGGCCACCAAGGGUGAUUUGGCCAAGAUUGUGCUGACGACGCCUGUGUGCACGGAGAAGGGCGAGAAGAUUGCCCUCAGCAGACGUGUGGAGAACCAUUGGCGUUUGAUCGGUUGGGGUCAGAUCUUUGGAGGCAAGACAAUCACACCCGUUUUGGACAGUCAGGUAGCAAAGAAGUAGAACUAAGUUAGGAUCCGAUUGGUUCUACUUUUAGAAGCAACACCAGCGACAACAGUAGCAGCAUCAUCUUUAUUAGACCUCUUCGCCCUGCUCCCUUUUGUCCCCCAGCUCCAUUCUUCCCGUGUCCGUUGAUCAAACCGAAACAAAAAAGUACCAACAAAAACAAAUACAUACCUAACUUAAUUUAUUAAAUUUUGUUGUCGUGUAUGUAUAUAAAAAGAAAACACACGUUUCGCUUGCGAGUGUUGUGCAUCUAUAGCAGAAUCAGGCAUUACAAAAACAACUAAUAGGUUAUACCUUACAUAUUAUAUUAACUAAAGGCAAAUCUGAUACAUCGUAAAAUUGUUUUUAUGAUUUAAAUACAAAAGAAAAACGAAACGAAAAAAGAACUCGUAACAAUUGUAUUGCAUUUUUUACAAUUAAAACCUCAAGAACUGA
This is a messenger RNA of Drosophila suzukii, 1968 nucleotides long. It is a transcript of the gene eIF2gamma, whose product is annotated as eukaryotic translation initiation factor 2 subunit gamma. Gene Ontology annotation, cellular component: cytosol; eukaryotic translation initiation factor 2 complex; nucleus. Gene Ontology annotation, biological process: formation of translation preinitiation complex. Gene Ontology annotation, molecular function: protein binding; translation initiation factor activity; GTPase activity. The record is from RefSeq and is a predicted model, not a curated record. Lineage: Eukaryota; Metazoa; Arthropoda; Insecta; Diptera; Drosophilidae.